This is a messenger RNA of Fundulus heteroclitus (mummichog), 2924 nucleotides long. RefSeq names its product WD repeat and coiled coil containing. Gene Ontology annotation, molecular function: kinase binding. The coding region runs from base 247 to 2481 and encodes 744 amino acids. The transcript has 4 exons. NCBI's taxonomy places the organism in Eukaryota, Metazoa, Chordata, Actinopteri, Cyprinodontiformes, Fundulidae. The record is from RefSeq and is a predicted model, not a curated record.
UUGUCGGAGACGUGCGCUUUUGGUUAAGGGGAAAUAUUUUAAUAUUCUUUUUUUCCGGCCAAUGAAAGUAACGGUUGUUGUCCUGAAUGCAACUUUAUAAAGCAGGCAAAGAGGAGAAAGCGAGAUUUUUGCUCAACGAACUACAUAUCCCAUGAUGCACCUACCCUGGUACGGUUCGUUUAGCUUCCGAGUCAUUUCGAGCGACGUUGGAGGCACAUUUCAACCGCUUUUUCCUUCCUUUUGGGAAUGGAUCUUGGUAAGGCAAAGCUGCUUAGGAGCGGCAUCAACACGCUACACCAAGCCAUCCACCCCGUGCACGGGAUCGCGUGGACCGAUGGAAAGCAGGUCUGCCUGACGGCUCUCUACUUCGUCAACGGCGAGGUGAAGUUCGGCGACACCAACGUAAUCGGGCAGUUUGAGCACGUCUUGGGACUCUCCUGGGGCCCGCUGUGCUGCUCGGACUCCCCGGCGCUGCUGGCCGUGCAGCACAAGAAGCACGUCACGGUGUGGCAGCUCCAGCUCAGCGCCCUGGAGCAGAACAAGCUGCUGUGCACGCAGACCUGCGAGAUGAGCGAGCCCUUCCCUUUGCUCUCUCAAGGCUGCGUCUGGCAUCCCAAACUGGACAUGCUGGCCGUGCUGACGAAGCGGGACACGUCCGUGCUGUUCUCUGUGCGGGUGGACAACCGGCGGGUCAAAGCGGACAUCAAAGGCAGCGGGCUCAUUCACUGCGCGUGCUGGACCAAGGACGGCACGCGCCUGGUGGUGGCUAUAGGCGGCGCACUUCAUUCGUUCAUUUGGAACGACAUCCAGAAAAGUCUGGUGCCGUGCACCUUUUGCCCCGUCUUUGACGUGGGGGGCUACAUCUGUGCCAUCGAGGCCACCGGGGAGGCCCAGGUAGCCGUGGCCACAGAGCUGCCGCUGGAUAAAUUGUGCGGCCUGAACUCUGGCAUGGCUUUUGACCUGCCAACAGAGGCCGAGUCUCUGCAAGGCCACGGCUCUCACGUGGUCAUGUCGGACGAGGACGCUGUUCUGGAGUCAAGGAGGAGGUCGUUUGAGUCCGAGAGAUCCUACAUCCCCAGUUCAGGCCCCCUUGAUCUUACCCAUCUCCUGGCGAGGCACCGUCGCUCGGACCCCAGCCCCCUUAUCCAUCUGCGCCGCAGGGACACCAUGACGGGUUCCGGGCAGGACAGCUCGCACCUGGUUCUGGUCACGUACGAGCGGAAGGUCACCACCACCCGCAAGGUGAGCAUUCCGGGGAUCCUGGUGCCGGACGUUGUUGCUUUUGAUCCGCGUGCCUCCACGGUCGCGGUGGCUUCCAACACCUGCAACAUGGUUCUGGUGUACUGCAUCACAGCCUCCGCCAUGCCGAACAUCCAGCAGAUUUCCCUCCAGCAGAACGAAAGGCCCAAAGGUGUCUGCUUCCUCAGCGACAAGGUGCUGCUUUUGAUGGUGGGCAGGCAGAAGUCGAGCGAUCCUGCCUUCCUCCCGUCUUCCAACACGGACAAAUAUAUCCUCCACAUCACAGCCAAAGAGCUAGUGUACGACGGAGGAACAGCCAUCGCACCAUCCCCCUCUGCCAUCAACCACGAGUCUUCUUCUAAUUUAUUCGCAGGGAUUAGGAGGCACUCAGAGCACCUGUCAAAGGAUGACAGGGAGCGCCCUGGGAUAAAAGACUUGGUGCUGCCUGGGAGGGGGGUCAUUUGCUCGCCAGGGAACAGACGCCGGCUGGUCGAGGAGGUCAGGAGCAGCGAACCCAGCCCCGUCGCCAGCUCCGUGGACUUCUCUGAGCGGCCAGAAAGAGCCUCGUCCAGCACUUCGUCCAUCCCGGUCGAGAACUUUGACAUGGACCACGUCAGUCGGAUGAGCAGCCUGGCCGUGGGGGGCCAGGCCAGCAGGGACUCCAGCCGGGCGAGUUCUCCCCGCUUCGAGUCGUCGGAGAAGAUCCUCUCGGAGCCGCCGACGCUGCCCCUGCCUGAGAAAGCAUCCGGACUGACGAGGGAGCGCUCCCUGGAGCAGCUCGUCCACAACAUGGAGAGGCUUUUCACGCGCUUCGGAGACGUGCAGCGGUGCCUGACCGAAAUCGGGGACCAUACGCAGAACGGCAGGAAGGCUCCAACAGUCUAUCCCAACGCAACCGAUCCGCCGUACGUCAGCGUCACAUGCCAGAAGCAGUUAUCAGAGAACGUGUUCAUCGAUGAGAGGAGGCCGGUGCUCCUGUGUGACGGAAAGCUGUGCCUGCGUGCCAUCCAAGACCUAUUUAACCUUACCAUUGUGGAAAUGAUGUACGGACCAUUGUGGAUCAUACUUGUGGCAGAUGCUGAUGGCUUCGUGCCUCUGACAUUCAAGCCCAAAGAUGAACUGACGGUGCGGAACGGAAAGAGGAAAUCUGCACUGCGGGCUCUUGGAAGUCCGGAGAAUUCCUGCCCCUCCAGUCCAGCGCCGACCCAAAGCCCUACGACGACUGCAGAGGCCUCCAUUUAGUCCAUCCUGACGAGCACCUGUACGGACUCACAUAGGAGUGUUUCUCUUUGACUUCCACAUCUGCAAUCUCAAUGCCACAGAAAACCCCUGUUAAUACUGCAAAUUAUAUUUUUAUGCUUAAAAAAUGUUUGGUUGUUAACAGGGCUGUCUUUUCCGAUUGUAUAUUUCCAUGUUGCUUCUGUAAAUUGAGAUUAACCUAAUAAGUACUGUUCUUUUUCUUUGAGGAAAUGUGAUGCAGUCUUAUAUAGUGUUCCUUCAUAAAAAAAAUAAAAGCUACAGCUUCUAGGCUAUAUUUUAAACGUGUUUAAGAUGUGUCCCCUGCCAGUAUUGGCAUUUUUUCCCCGAAAGGAUUACUGUAAAAUCCCAACGAGUAUAAAAUACAGUUUUUACAACUAAAAUGUCUGUAUUUUCCCUUUACAGUUACUUAAAUAUUAAAAUGUUAA